This is a messenger RNA of Coniophora puteana RWD-64-598 SS2, 2262 nucleotides long. RefSeq names its product peroxisomal copper amine oxidase. Gene Ontology annotation, molecular function: copper ion binding; quinone binding; primary methylamine oxidase activity. The coding region runs from base 1 to 2262 and encodes 753 amino acids. Lineage: Eukaryota; Fungi; Basidiomycota; Agaricomycetes; Boletales; Coniophoraceae. The record is from RefSeq and is a predicted model, not a curated record. The transcript is spliced from 11 exons. Gene Ontology annotation, biological process: amine metabolic process.
AUGUCGCCGACCCCAACUCUCCCCGGAACCGCAUCCGCCGUCGUGCAGGACAAGGCCCCUAUCAAGGUCCCGACGACCUUCAAGCACCCGCUCGAUCCGCUCACCCCUGAGGAGAUCCAAGCUGUCACUCUCGCAGUGAGACACCACAUCGCGGCAAAGACGCAGAUCAACGCUGUGCGCUUCAUCACAUGCUCUCUCUGUCCCCCGCCCAAGAGAGCCGUCCUCGCCACGCUAGGUAUCCCCCUCUUCCCCGGUGGACAGCCCGAGGCGGUGACGCCCAUCCCUCGCAAGGCCGAAGUUGACUUCAUCGACGUAGUAAAUGGACCGGCAUACAACACCGUCCUCUCGCUCGAGAACGGCAUCUGGUCCGUCGAUACCCUUGAGCCCAUCCCUAAGGGCAGCGAGCCCCAGAUCACGCCAGAGGAGCUCAUCGCCGCAGAGACCAUCGUGCGCAAGGACCCCCGCGUCCAGGAGCUCUGCAAGCAAGUCGGUAUCCGUCCAGACCAGCUUUGCGCCGACGGAUGGGCUAUUGGCUACGAUGCACGGUUUCCGGAGCACCUCAGGCUCCAGCAGGCUUUGCUCUUCGCGAGACUGGACGAGCACGAGAACCUUUACGCCCACCCUUUGGACUUCGUCCCCGUGAUCGACUCCGUCCAGGAAAAAGUCAUCCAGAUCGACUUCCCGCCGAUCUAUAAGAAGAAGCCCGACGGCUCCAUCGGGCUCUCCGUUGCGGACACGACGCCCGGCGCGCUCAGCAACGACGACCUCGCGCUCUCGGGCCGCGAGCGCAUCCCGCCCCCGCUCAAGCGCUACGACUUUUUGCCGGACCUGCGCGCGAACGACCCGGAGUGCCCGAAGCCACGCGAGGACGUUAAGCCGCUGCAUAUUGUCCAGCCGGAGGGCGUCAGCUUCAAGAUGAACGGGCACGAGCUCGAGUGGCAGAAGUGGAAGAUGCAUAUCGGUGAGAUGGCAUUCAGUCAUCGUGAGGGUGUUGCGAUCUCCACUAUCACGUACAACGACGACGGUGUCGUGCGGCCUAUUUUCUACCGUCUUUCGGUGGCGGAGAUGGUCGUCCCGUAUGCUGCCCCCGAGUUCCCGCAUCCCAGAAAGUUUGCGUUUGAUACGGGUGAGUAUGGUCAGGGUACCAUGGCCAAUGAUCUUUCUCUGGGCUGCGAUUGCCUCGGCAACAUCCAUUACUUGCCUGGUGCAUUCGUGAACCACAAUGGCUCUGCUUUUGUGAUCGACAAAGCCGUCUGCAUUCACGAGGAAGACGCAGGUCUCCUGUGGAAGCACACGGAUUACCGCCCGGGAGGUCGUGCGCAGACCGUCCGCCGCCGCCGUCUCGUUGUCAGCAUGGUCACCACGCUUGCCAACUACGAGUACAUCUGGAACUACAUGUUCUACCAAGACGGCAACGUCGAGCUCGAGAUCCGCAUGUCCGGCAUCCUGCAGGUCUACGUCGCCAGCCCAGACGAGCCGAACCCGCACGGGACGACGAUCGCGCCGAACAUCAACGCGCAGCACCACCAGCACAUCUUCUCGCUGCGUGUCGACCCGAUGCUCGACGGGCUGUACAACAGCGUCGUCGAGUCCGACAUCGUCGCGCUCCCGCAGCCGACGGGCUCCGCGGAGAACUUCUACGGGAACGCGUUCGCGGUGCGCGACACGGUGCUGCGCGCGCAGGCCGAGGGCGCGCGCGACUUUGACUGGGCGCGCGAGCGGAGGUGGCGCAUCGUGAACCCCGCGACGCGGCACUACGCGAGCGGGAGGGAGGCGGGGUACAGUGUGGCGAUGAAGAGCGGGCUCACGCCCGUGCUCGCGAAGGAGGACUCGUUCGUGCAGAGGCGCGCGACGUUUACCCAGAAGCCGGUGUGGGUCGUGCGCGACGAGGAGGGGCCCAAUGGCGGCGGCGGGCGCAUGUGGCCGAGCGGCAAGUAUGUGCCGCAGACGAAGGGGGAGCCGGUGGAUUCGGUGGCGACGUGGGUGAAGGAGGGCGGGGGCAGCAUCGAGAAGGAGGAUAUCGUCAUGUUCCUCACUGUCGGCAUGACGCAUAUUGCGCGCCCCGAGGACUGGCCUGUGAUGCCCGUCGAGCACGUCAACGUCACGUUCAGGCCCAAUAACUUCUUCAAGAUGAACCCGAGCAUGGACGUGCCUGGGGUGAAGGACACGCACAGCAAGCUUGCGUUUGGAGGUGGUUCUGAGAAUGGGACAAAUGGGACAAAUGGCAAUGGCUCGAACGGGGCUGCGUGCUGCAAUCACUGA